This is a messenger RNA of Lactuca saligna, 1515 nucleotides long. NCBI's taxonomy places the organism in Eukaryota, Viridiplantae, Streptophyta, Magnoliopsida, Asterales, Asteraceae. The record is from the annotation of a GenBank genome assembly.
CCUCUAUUAAAUCGUUACAGUGUGAACAUAAUUGUUUUAUAGUGUUAGUCCUUUAUCUGAUUGAGCAGUAAACCCUAAUUCCCAAAUUGAUAGACAGUUUACCCCGACGGAUAUACUAUUUGUUCGUCCGAUUGUAAGAUGGAUAGAAAUAAAUGGAGGGUUGUCGGUUGUGGUGAGGAAGAUAGGAUCAGUAACUUACCGGAACACUUGAUAGACUCAAUCUUAGAGAGCCUCCCGAUUGAAGAUGCUGUAAGGACAAGCAUUAUAUCAAAAAAGUGGAGGCACAAAUGGACCACAAUGAGUACACUAGCUUUUGAUGAGCACUUCUCCAAAAAAUUCGCAAAAAAUAGAGCUUUUGAUCAUAACGGGGUUAUAAGGAUUAUAAACAAAGUCUUGAUCCUUCACAAGGGUCCUAUCUCAAAAUUUCAUCUCCAUAUACCAAAUAUUUUUCUUGAUAACUUCCAAGAAGUCGAUCAAUUCAUGCUACUCCUAUCAAGAAACAAUGUUAGGGAACUCAUUCUAACUAAUUUAAAUCGCAGUUAUGAACUUCCUUCUUAUUUGUUUUCUUGUCGAGAAUUGACAAAGUUAGAACUUCAGAAGUGUCGCUUCAAUCCACCACUUGAGUUUGAAGGAUUUCUCAACCUUGAAGAACUUCUUCUGAAGGAUAUUGAUUUUGGUUCUAGAUUAUGUGGAACUAAGAUCAAACUACCACAGCUUAAGAAGUUGACCCUGCAUAUGUGUAAAAAUGUUUACAAUUUCAACAUUAAGGCUACAAAACUGCGGAUUUUGACUGUGGCUGCUUGUCCUGAUGCCAUGUUGCUCCAGUUGUUUGACAGUCCAUGCCUAUUUGUGGCUGGGAUUGCUCUCAAGAAACCCAUACAAGAUUUUGUAGGAGUUGAAAAAAUGAAUUUGGCCACAAUGUUGAGUAACUUGCCUAGAAUUGAACACUUUUAUGUCGACAGUCAUUUUCUUAAGUCUUUGAUUGCAGAAAAAAUUCCAAAAUUGCUUCCACAUGCAAUUUAUAGUUUAAAGCGUCUGGCGUUGUUGUAUUAUCAACUUGCUGAUUUGCAUCAACUUCGUAGUGUUCUUUGUUUGUUGCGGAACUCACCAAAUCUUGAAACGUUGUGUAUAUUCAUGGCAAUGGUUCCUCGAGUUGAUGUGGGUCCAGCUUCAAAUCAUUUGGAAUCCCCAAAUUGUUUGGAUUGUACAUUGAACCGAUUGCAAACUGUAGAGAUAACAUAUUUAGAAGGAUCAAAACCAGAACUGCUUUUCAUAAAGCUUCUUCUUACCCGUUCCCCUUCUCUUGACAAGUUUACUAUCACACCAAGUGGAGCUCUUGAUGCUAAAAAAAUACUUGACAUUGCUAAGGAUGUUAUGCAGUACCCUCGAAUCUCACCUAAAGCGAAAAUGUUCUACUUGAAUCCUAAGCGAUAAUCAAGUAUGUAAGAAUGUUCAAACACAUUACUGAUUGUUAGAACUACCAAGUAUGAUGAAAUUUUUGCAUUUACAUUAACA